UGAGUGCAAUUUGUGUAAACAAGCAAAACGAAAGGCGAUUGGUCAAAUAUUUUGUGAAAGUUAUUCGGUGAAAAACGGUCCCAAAACCGCAGAUAUCUACAUGAACACUUCGUGUGUGGCAUGCCGGAGCAGCGGGGCUGGCAUGGUGGCCAUUUAUCAGCACCCCAAUGGCCUGGAUCACAUGUUUAAUUCCGUCACUGGAAUCGAGGUCGAAGAAGCAGACUUUCUAUGCAUUCCUUGUUACGAUGAUCUCAAAUCGGCACACGUUUUUAAACAAAAGUGCAUCAAAAAUAACAUUCUCAGGGUAAGCAAACCGUCAACGAGUUCAAAGAAUACAAGCAAGAAUUUUGAACAGGAAGAUAAAAUCGGAGAAUCGAACAGCGCUGAUGCAACCGAAGAUGCACCCAAGGUGUCCACGACUUCAACGGGAGAUUUGGCCGAGCUGAAUGAAGUUAGCAGAUUGUUCUCUGAGGAGGAAGUAGAAGAACAUGAGGAGGAGGAAGAAGAAGAGUUGGAGGAAAUAGAGAUUAUUCAUGAAGAUGAAGUAACGAUUGAGGAGUCCCAAAUUAUGGAAGAUCACACGGCACAAGAGAAUGACGAAAUUGAGGAUUCCUGUAAUGAGUUCGAUGAGACUGAUUUGGACCUAGACACUGAAGGCGUUGCAGACCGUAUCAAAAUUGAGCCAACGACCAUUUAUGAAGAGGAAGUAAAAAUAUCCAGCAGAAAUUCUCAGCCUAGGAAGCCUCGUCGUCAAACAGACUCUACAGAUGAAAACGAACUGCUGACCCCGGGGAUGCUUGCAACUUUACCCGCGGUACAUAGUUUAAUGUGCGAAUUUUGCUUCCGAGAAUUUUCGGAUUCGAAAAAGAAAAUUGAACAUGAAAAUGGUCAUGCAUUGGAAACGAAACCCUACAAAUGUUUUAACUGUCCGGGCGAGUUCAAAGAUAAACCCGGUCUCCGGAGCCACAUCCGUAUACAUUCACAGUUUAAGCGGUUCAAGUGCCAGUACUGUGAACGGCGCUUCCACUCCAGAGGAAACCUCAACACUCACGAGAAAACACAUGCUGGCAUCAAACCACAUCUUUGUCCACAUUGCGGGAAAGGUUUUACCGAAGCUGGAAAUCUGAAAACGCACAUCGGCUACCAUACUGGGGAGAAAUCGUAUUCGUGUUCUAGGUGUUCCAAGACAUUUCGUACCCACUAUUCGCGGGCAGUGCAUGAGCGCACCCACCGGAACGACCGGCCCCACCGGUGUGAUCAGUGCGAGAAAGCUUUCUACACGGCGGCCAAGCUGAUCAUUCAUCAGAGGGUGCACACGGGCGAACGGCCGUACAGGUGUUCGGUUUGUCCGGCCAAGUUUGCCGAUAGCAGUGGAUUGGCACGGCACUCGAAGCGACAUGCAACGGUGGCUAGCUGAACUACCUUCACGAAAAUUCGUACGACUGCCAAGUACCAGUGAGCUGAACAGAAUGCAUGAAAAAAUGGUAUACCUAUUAAUCACAACGGAUUAAAAGUUUAUUCGAAGAAAUAAAAUUUAU
Messenger RNA from Uranotaenia lowii, 1538 nucleotides. Its product is annotated as zinc finger protein 1 homolog. The transcript is spliced from 3 exons. Gene Ontology annotation, molecular function: zinc ion binding. Gene Ontology annotation, cellular component: nucleus. The coding region runs from base 101 to 1417 and encodes 438 amino acids. The record is from RefSeq and is a predicted model, not a curated record. Lineage: Eukaryota; Metazoa; Arthropoda; Insecta; Diptera; Culicidae.